This is a messenger RNA of Anopheles moucheti, 2538 nucleotides long. It is a transcript of the gene PXo, whose product is annotated as xenotropic and polytropic retrovirus receptor 1 homolog. The transcript has 6 exons. Gene Ontology annotation, cellular component: cytoplasm; plasma membrane; Golgi apparatus. Gene Ontology annotation, biological process: phosphate ion transport; cellular response to phosphate starvation. The record is from RefSeq and is a predicted model, not a curated record. Bases 69 to 2120 code for a protein of 683 amino acids. NCBI's taxonomy places the organism in Eukaryota, Metazoa, Arthropoda, Insecta, Diptera, Culicidae. Gene Ontology annotation, molecular function: inositol hexakisphosphate binding.
UUCGUCCGGCAGGUGGUAUAGUAAACUGAAUUUCCAACUGCAAAAAUUCAUCAUCCACAUUCACAACCAUGAAGUUUGCGGAACAUCUGGCCGCCCACAUCACGCCGGAAUGGCGCAAACAGUACAUUCAGUACGAGGAGAUGAAGGCCCAACUGUAUGCGGCCGUCGAACAAUCGCCGUCAGCCGAACUGGUCGAUCCAGAAGUGCUGACGCGCUACUUUGCCAAAUUCGACGAACAGUUUUUCCACUACUGUGAUAGUGAACUUGCCAAAAUCAACACUUUCUAUUCUGAAAAACUUGCCGAAGCUACGCGCAAAUUUGCCAAUCUUCGGACGGAGCUGAGCGAAACGCUUGAGAUGGAAGAAAGUACGAAGAAAAAGAAGAAAGACAAUCUUCACAAGAUGAAAAAGAAUCUGCUGCGUAAGAAGAACGUGUCCGUGCGCAAGAUCCAGGAACUGAAGCUUGCAUUUAGUGAGUUCUAUCUGAGCCUUAUUUUGCUCCAGAACUAUCAAAAUCUUAACUUUACCGGCUUCCGGAAGAUCCUCAAGAAGCAUGAUAAGCUGCUGAAUGUUGAUUUCGGUGCGCGAUGGCGUGCGGAACAUGUCGAAUCGGCCCAUUUCUACGUUAACAAGGACAUCGAUCGGUUGAUCCACGAAACAGAGAACAUUGUGACGAACGAAAUCGAAGGUGGUGAUCGGCAGCGGGCCAUGAAGCGCCUGCGAGUACCACCGCUGGGGGAGCAACAGAGUCCCUGGACCACGUUUAAGGUGGGCCUGUUUUCCGGCUCGCUCAUAGUGCUUUGUGUGGCCGUCGUCCUGUCUGCAAUGUUCCGGUUGCGGCGUGAUGAUUGGAUCGUAGCUUUUCGACUAUUUCGCGGUCCGCUGCUGAUAGUGGAGUUUAUGUUUCUGUGGGGCAUCAACGUGUACGGAUGGCGCUCGUCCGGCGUUAACCACGUGCUCAUCUUUGAGCUCGAUCCACGUAACCAUCUGUCCGAGCAGCAUAUCAUGGAGCUGGCAUCCAUUUUCGGUGUCAUCUGGACGAUGAGUGUGCUGGGCUAUCUGUAUGCGGACGCACUGGCCAUACCGGCGUAUUUAAGCCCACUGAUUCUUUACCUGCUGAUGGCGGGAUUUCUGCUAAAUCCAACAAAAACCUUCCGCCACGAGGCACGCUUUUGGACGUUGCGCAUCUUAAGCCGGAUUGUGUUAGCGCCGUUCUUCUACGUGAACUUUGCCGACUUCUGGCUAGCGGAUCAGUUGAACAGCAUCGUUCCGGCAUUUCUGGAUCUGCAGUACUUCAUCUGUUUCUUCUCGACGAUCAGUAACUGGAGCCACGCGGAGGAUCCGAAUCAGUGCAUCAACAACUCGCUCUGGAUACGGCCGGUCGUCGCAAUGCUGCCGGCAUGGUUCCGCAUGGCGCAGUGCCUGCGACGGUUUCGAGAUACACGCGAUGCUCAUCCCCAUCUGGCGAAUGCGCUCAAGUAUUCGACAUCAUUUUUUGUGGUCAUUUUUUCCUCCAUCACGCAAGCGACACGGGACCAGUAUGCGAAGAGUUCGGACAAUCCGUGGUUUUACCUGUGGAUAGUGGCAUCGAUCGUGUCGUCCUGCUACGCGUAUACUUGGGACAUUAAGAUGGAUUGGGGUCUGUUCGAUUCGAAGUCGAGUGAUAACAAGUUUCUGCGCGAUGAAGUCGUCUAUGGCUCGAAUUGGUUCUAUUACUUCUCCAUCGUCGAGGAUCUCAUAUUGCGCUUUGGGUGGACACUUUCUAUGAGCCUGAUCGAGAUGGGAUACAUCGAUCGAGAAAUAAUCGUAUCGAUCCUUAGUCCGCUGGAGGUGUUUCGGCGCUUUAUCUGGAACUACUUCCGGCUGGAAAACGAACAUCUCAACAAUUGCGGUAACUUCCGUGCCGUGCGUGAUAUUUCAGUUGCUCCAAUGGAUUGCUCCGACCAGACAACAAUACUACGCAUGAUGGACGAGGAAGAUGGUGUGCGGAAUCGACGCACGGUCAAGAAGUUGGCAAACAAGAAAAAGUCAGAACAGCGUCUACUACUCCGGGAAGCAGAAUCCACCGAAGACUUGGACAUCAGCGACAGUCCUAAAAGGCGGGUCCAGUGGGAAAUUUAACGAAUUGGCAAACAGGUGUGUGAAGGAUUCGUUUUCCCUGACGCACCUGAAGCAAAAGUUGUAGACAAAUGAAGCGCACGCAUUGGGCACGACCACGAAGGAAGAAUUGGCUGAGACGAAAUGUGGCAAAUGUCGCCAAAUUAAACGACUUGACCCGCAUUGCAGGAAGUGAGGCUAUUUUACAACGAUCAAAUAAAUUUGCUGUCGCGAAGUAAUAAUCUAACCCAAGGCUACGAUUUAACACAAUAGCUGCAAUGUGUCAGUUUAGUUAUUAGUGUACUGUGUAGUAAAUUGUCAGUUGGAUUCAUAAUGAAAAAGCUGUACAAUUUGAAAUAUCUAACAUGACGUAAAAUGUGUUAAAUAAGUUAAAAAAUAUUGUUCGUAUUCUGGACAUGUAAUGCAAUAUUUUUGGAGAAUA